Molecule: messenger RNA, 2274 nt
Organism: Conger conger (European conger)
Lineage: Eukaryota; Metazoa; Chordata; Actinopteri; Anguilliformes; Congridae
Exons: 16
Coding region: 200-2230 (676 amino acids)
Molecular function (GO): guanyl-nucleotide exchange factor activity
Source: RefSeq, a predicted model, not a curated record
GUAUUGAGUUCCCCGGCUGACCUGCCUCUCCCAGCGUCUGGGGAAAUGCCGGCGUUGGCAACCGCUGCUUAGCGCUAUAAACAUGGACUCACCAGAACGCCGCACGUUCAGAGGAGGACUUCAUCUCUUCUAAAGGCGUCGGGCUGAACAGUUUCAGGAGUUACCACGGCCACCCUGCAGUGGUCAGACCGCGGUGAAAAUGAAGCCUCAGGAAACACAGCUCAUUGCUGAACUCUCUGAGCUGCAGGCCAUGGUGGCAGAGCUGAAGGCGGGGUUCUCCAGCGCCCUGCUGGAGCUGAGCCACAUCCAGCAGGAGGACGCCCUCCUCCGGGAGGACCUGGAGCAGACCAGGCAGCACUGCGACCGGGAGACCCUCCAGCUUCGAGCCCUGGUGGGCUCUCUGAAGACAGAUCUGCAGGAGGUGCGUGCCCAGGUUUCUCAGCUCCACAAGGACCAGCAGAAGCCACAGCAGGCAGACGGGAGGAAGGGUCUGGGAUCGACUCAAACGCCGGGGAACAGCUGUGCCUGCCAAGCCUGUGGAGGGUCACAGAGUGACGGCACAGCCCCAUCCCCCACACAACCUGCCAGCCUCCUCCUCCACUGCUACCUGCAGGGGCUCCGGUCAGGGCUCUGCCCAGUUACAGAAGAUCCUGUUCCUCACGAGCCUUUCCUCACGAGCCCCUGUAAUCCCAACAACCAGCAGGACUCUUCUGUUGAGGCCAAGAGGCAGCAGGUGGUCUUGGACCUGUUCCACUCAGAGCAGGAAUACCUCUCGACCCUCUUCCAGCUUUACGACAAGUACAAAACGCUGUCCGCUCUGCCAAAGAACCAGGAGACAUGUCAGGCGUUUGUUGGCCACCUGGAGCAGCUGUCACAGCACAGCUUGUUGUUCAGAAACACUCUGGAGGAUCGUCUGCACAGCAAACACUGGCAGGGCCUCGUGGGCGAUGUGUUUGCCAGACUCACUUGCCAAAAUGAGGGCACGUUUAUGGGUAUAUGCCUUGGAUAUGUGAGGAUGCUCCCGAUAGUACUUUCACAUUUUCACCAGUCAAACGGCAUAAGGCAAAGCCCCCAGGACAGUCUGCAGGGGAGGGUCUCUCAGCACGUGGCACCUGUGUCCAGGAUCCACAGCUACCUGACUCACAUACAGGACCUGCUUCAGUGGACAGGCAGUGACCACCCUGAUCACUACUGGCUCCAAGUGAGCAAAAGAGCCCUGCGGACCUUCCUGGACCAAUGUCAUCAGCUGCUGGAAGAGGGGGGUCCACAGGGCCACAGGGAGAAGGUGGGGUGUAGCAGCUCUACCCCUCCCGUGCGUCCUCUCUCGCCCUCCUGUCAGCGCAAUACCGGAAGCAAGGCCCUCACUCCCAGCGAGCACUGCGAGCCAGCCAGCGCAAACAGAAGUGAGCCAGACAGAAAUUCUGACAGUGCCAACAGCAUCCCAGCCUCAGCUCACCCUGGGAGCCGCUGUCCGAAUCCCCACGGCUCCGUGAGGAACAGCCACGGCCAAGCCAGGGUUCCCAGCCCUCCCCCACCGCCCCACCACUCCCCGGUGGACAGGAGGUUCCCCCGGGGUGCGUCAGACCCAGGCGGGGAGGAGAGAGGGAGCAGCCCGGCUUGGGCACCUCCUCCUGCUUUAGGAGCCCGGGGUCCUGGAUCUCACGACCUGAGGGGGAGCUUCGAGGACUGCGACACGGACCUGGACGAUUUAGGGGACACCUCCGUGUUCGACUACUCCUCGGUGACGUCGUGCAGCCCGGACGGCACCCUGGAGAUGAGGGAACGGCUUGCGCCCGGAGAGGGCUCUCUGUGUCUGGGGAAGCAGGUCCCCAGGGUGCCCCUUCACCCUCCUCCAGGGAGGCCCCAGACCCCCUACGAUGGCCAGCCGACUCCUGGGCCCAAAACCACAAAGAGCAACGGGGACAGCGCCUCACUGAUCUCCCCAGCACAGCCCCCACCUCUCAGGCCUUUCAGAUCCGCCUGGCCAGCCUCCUUUCAGCAGAGAGUUCACAGAGAUACAGAGACUUCAAGAGAAUACAAAAUGUCAAACGGCACAACGGCAAACCCAGGAAGACUGUGGGACCAGAGAGGCGCUCUGGGGAAAGGUGGCCUGAGGUCUGCUCUGGGCGUGGUCUUCUCCAGAGCUCAGCGGCGCGGCCCGCAGGUGAGCGGUCACACAGGUGCGUGGGAGGACAGCGAGGACAGCGAGGGGCCCUGCAGCACCGUGUGACUCUGCCGCCCCCUGCUGGCCCUCCGGCGCAACGCAGGCGGAAC